UAAUUGCUCACAGAUUAUCUACUGAGUACAAAAAGCAGAUAUGAUCACGUUGUCGAAAAAGGAACCCAUCAAAGAUUAUUACAAAUGAAAGGUUUAUAUCAUUAUCUUAAUCAAGCUUAGGACCAGGUCAUAAUUAGAUGAUGGAACGAUUUGGAAUUGAGGUAGUCUCGAGUUUUUCAAUAUUUUAAGUAAGGAGGUCAAUUUGAUAAGAACGCGAAUAUACUAUAUGCAAGGCACCUGCCACACUUCUAAAAACGCUGAAAUUGUUCACGAUGUAAUUCGUUAUCAAGUUGCAGUUACAAUUUUAGGGUCUAGAAAAUUUUUUUAAAUCUAAUUUUCUUGCAAAUUUUGAUGAAAGAUACACGUGUUACAUACUAUACAAACUAUAUAUAAUCAAUUUAACUGACACCGUUAGAAAUUUGUCUAUUGUACAUUUAUAUACCGAUCUUUUGAAGUAAAAAAGUUCAUAUUAUUUUAGCCACAAGUUUCAUCGUGGAUUAUUCAAGUUAAGGCAAGCCUCGGACCGACUUUAAGACUGAUUUCAUAAGAGCUGGAGUGUCACGUACAUCAUCAUCCUAUAAUGUUGCGCCCCUAAGCACAUAAUAUAUUAUACGGAUAUUUAACAAUACUAUAUGUAUUUAUUUAUCACGCAUAUAAACCAAUCACAACUCACAAGCGCAAUACUCCCAACAGAAGUUAAUGACUGUUGGUAGCUAAAUGUAUAUACCUUAACAUCGAAUGUUUAGCAUAUAGAGUUGCGCAUAAUGCUUGCAUAUUUCUGGUGCGCGGUUACAUAUCAGAUUGCGAACAUUUUUUCGGUGAUUAUUAAAGUUAGAAAAAUAUUUUUUUAUUAUUAUUGCAGAGCAGUAGGAUGAACUUCGGGGGCGCGACACCCCCUGAAAUAAUCCCUUUCUGUACGCCUUCUUAUACAAUUGAUAACAUGCAGAAUUAUUUCCAUGCAUUAAUAAACAUGCAGUAGAAAGAGUUUUUUUAUUAAAAUUUUUGUAUAGUUUGACAAAUUGCAUGCAUGAAAGUUAAAACACUCCGAUGGCGAUGUUAUUUCAACCAGAUGCGAUCGCGCUAUAAAAUAUCUGUGACUGACUAUUUAACAAUUUUUUGUUAACAUAUCAAGAACCAAGUAUUAACUUUAAAUGAAAUUUGAAAAUAUGAUCGAAUCAAAGCAGUUAACAUCUAUAAAAAAUUCCUCACCUGGCUUGCUGCGUCUAUAGAGUGAUAUGAAAAUAAUUAUAUUGCAUGAGCAAACAAAGGAUUGUGUUUUAUAAGCUUUAUCAAAGUAAAUCGAUAAAAAAGUUAUUUGAAAUCUCUUUUCGUUGUUAAUUAAUUUUUUGUCUUAUUUUGUCUAGACCUUUUCUAGCUAAUACUAUAAUAUAUUAUUAUAUAUACAUAUUUCCACUAUGGCGAGCAUCAUGCAGUGAGGGUGAAAAGUGCCAAAGUGCCAAGCCCUGAAUAUUAUAUUCAGACUCGAACGAUAACAAAUAAUAGAUAUAAAAAUAUCAACAUUUUAAGAAAUUACCAUUAGAUCUUUCUCUAUUUUCUAGAUCUGUAUAAAGAUAAAGGAAAUUUUGUAGAUUGUCUGUCAUUGUUAACUUUCUGUCGCGAGAUUCAUUUAGCAAAUGUCUAUGUGUUAAUGUAUGGAUGGGAGGAUGAGCGUAUAUUUUGCUCGAUAUAUGAGUACAUGCUCCAAAUGUUCACUUUAUUUUAAGUUUAAGAUAAUAUAUAUGGAUUCAUGCAUAAUCAUAUAUAGGCAUAUAUAUAUGUUUAUACAUGCCGAUAUGUUAUAUAUAAUCAUUUUAAGUUCAUUUCAAAUAAUUGUAGAGUUUGGUGUUACUUGAGAUCGAGAUUCGUCUUCUUUUUAUUACAGAAAUUUACUGAAUUUAUAUAAUAAAUUAUGCAACAUUUAAUUUGAAUUCAUAAGUAGUGAGAUUCACACGGUGCAGCACGUGUGUGGAUCAUGUGUAUACAGCAAGUGAUUUACAAAUCGAUGCUCGGAAGAUAACUUGCAAAAGCUACGUGUGUGUAAGCUUUGUAUACGUCUGCAGCAUCAUUGUUUUUCGUAUUUUAGGACGACAUUACGAACAUUCGAUUAUUUCUAUCAUUUUAUACACAAAAUCAGGUUCCCCCGUAUUAGGAUACGUGUCAGUUCAGGUCAAUGCAGUUAUACGUCGUAUACGACGAAAUAUAUCAUUGAAUUGUCUCAAGAAUUGGAGUCAAACAUUUGUUUUCAGCUUUUGCCUAUGUUGUUGCCUUACCAUAAAUAUGCAUUAUUUAUUAUUCUUUACUCCUUGGCAUUGGUAUACCUGUUAUAUUAACUGCUCAGAUAAUUUAGGGACCAUGCCAUGUGACAAUGUAAUCACAUGCAGCAUAGGCUACUAGCUAUAUAAAAUUAUAGCCCAAUAUUUAAAGAAUAACAGCAAUUUUUUGCCCACUCCAUUUUUGCACUUUGAAUUUAAUAACAUGAACAAUGUAUCUUUGUUUUCCAUACUAAAAUAUACUAGUUGUUUUUAUUUUGCAAUCAAUUGAUAAUCGAAUCUCUGUACUCUGUACUGCAUGUAGUCUUGCAUGUUUGCCGUGGAAAUUAUGUGAAAAACCAUUGCUUGGAAAACCAACCCGUAAAAAAUUCUUUUUUUUAUGUUCUAUAAGGUUGUCAUAACUAUAAAAGAAUUCUCGAAUAUACUCAAUGCAGUACCUACGUGCAUGCAUGGAUGUUUGAUUAGAUGGGGAGUUGCGCGUAGGCGAACGUGACGGAGCACUGGGACGGUUUAAUUUAAUAUGCUUCCCCGUCUUACGUCAAUGAUGCGCAGAAAUAGAAAUCGCUUUAUAAAUACGAAGUAAGCUAGUAAAAGUUAGUCAUUUGAAACCUUUUCCUUGAACUAAACGUGCAAAUCUGUUUUAAUUUUAUCAUUGAGUGACAGCUAAUUCUGCUAGCAGCAUAGCGAAUCCAGACACAUCAUCCUUGGCCGAAUUCUAUGAAAAUGGAUCAGGACAGUGCAAAAGAGAUGAAUGGAUGCGCAUACGAUGAAUUAUAUCCAGAAGGCGAUGAACGCUUAUACUCUGGAGAAGCGGCGUUUCCUUACUGUCCAGCACUUUCCAGUUUACCAUCAAGCACGUUCAUUCCAGAAAGAAAUCACGUAUCAAAUCUGAAAGGAAGCGUCAUUGAAUCUUCCAAUGUCAACGAGACGUGUUUGAGUGGUGAAAAUUAUGUUCAUGAAAGUCAAAGUCAGUCUGAUUUUCGACUAACGAAAAGUGACUUUCGGACAGCUAAGGUUCCUGUACUUGAAGCGUCAGAAGAGAAAAAGCACAGAUUUUAUUGUCGUUUCUGUAAUAAACCAUACCAUUGGCGUUCACAUUGGAAAGCUCACGAGAGAAUACAUACUGGUGAACGACCAUUUCAGUGUGAGAUUUGUGGGAAAUGUUUUACAAGGUCUGAUGGUCUGCAAUGUCACAAACACACUCAUUUAAGUAAGAAAGAUUCGAUGAAAAGUGAAGAGUUUGCGGAGGAGAGAGUUUUGAAUACAACAAGGAAAUCAUUCAAUCAUGGCAAUUACAAACCUUUAGGAAAGGAACAGUUAUCAAAUGAGCUAAAAGAACAAAUCGCCCACAGGUUUGAUGACAAGGUAAAUUGGUCAAAAGCAAAAAAAGAAUUCAACUGCCAUAUCUGCAGGAAAAGCUUCUUCAGCUCUAGCGGAUUGCAACAUCAUUUACGCAGGCAUAGCAGAGCUAAAGAAAAUCAACUGAAGCGCGCAGAUGAACAAAAUAAAUGGAUUAUAAUCAGUCAAAUACAAGCCACGAGUAACAAGUAAUUUAAUUUCAAACAUCAAAAUCAGUAGAUCGCGAAAGAGGAGAUUAAUAUCUUUAAGCCCAUUAGUAUAGAUUGCGAAUGCUGACGGAGUUGUGUACCAAGAAAGAUAAUGGAAGGUUUUCUUAUAAAAAACAAAUGUAUAUAUAUAUAUAUAUAUAUGGAGUGUCGAAGUAUAGACAAACGUAUACACCUCUGAGAUGCUGAUCCUGACAACAAAUAGUGUAAAAGUAGAAAGGGUAUAAAAUAUUCCUCGAUAAUAAACUCAAUCAAUGGAGGGGAAAAUUAGGGUCUUUUGCAACAUCCUUAUGUAUCUUUUCCAACAUGAAAGUUGAAAAUCAACGUUGAGUUGAUCACAAACUAUAGAGUUUAAUGAUUAAUCAUAUCAAACUGCUUUAUUUCAUA
Molecule: messenger RNA, 4222 nt
Organism: Dendronephthya gigantea
Lineage: Eukaryota; Metazoa; Cnidaria; Anthozoa; Malacalcyonacea; Nephtheidae
Product: zinc finger protein 155-like
Exons: 4
Coding region: 2988-3821 (277 amino acids)
Cellular component (GO): nucleus
Source: RefSeq, a predicted model, not a curated record